This is a messenger RNA of Candidula unifasciata, 1725 nucleotides long. The record is from the annotation of a GenBank genome assembly. Lineage: Eukaryota; Metazoa; Mollusca; Gastropoda; Stylommatophora; Geomitridae.
GCCACUGAACAUGAUGAUGUUGUAUGCCGGACAUCUUCAUCAGCUUCUUCUGAAAGCAGUUCAAAUCCACAAGUUGCCAGAGGCAGCAGUCUGUCUGAACAUGGAGAAUGGAGCUCACAAUUUAUAUUGAUGGGUCUACCAUCAUUCCGACCCACUUACCUGUUUAUAGUGCGGAUACAGUUAGAUGUCAUUCAUGAAUGUUUGAAGCUGCGGAAGGACCAGCGGCCAAUAGGGGACCCUUCAUUCCUUAGUAUACGACAGUUGAUCCGUGAAUGUAAGGAAGUCCUAAAAGGAGCAACUCUAGUCAAGCAAUACUACCAUUACAUGGUGGCUGCCGUGAUGUGGGAUGAGGAGUUAGAGGCGGAGAGCAAGUUUGAGGCAGAUCUGACUGAAUUUGACGAGGAUAUGAAGAGUAUGCUUGAUGUGUAUUUUGGAUACCUGCAGAGCUGGAUCCACAUGUUGCAGGCCUUACCAGAAGCUUCACUGGGCAUGAAAAGUGCGUUGGAAGAGGAGUGGACAUAUACCAAGUCCAUCUGUGCCUAUGUUAUUGGAGGAGAGGCUGAAGCAGGGAAGAAGUUCAGCUCUCUGGCUAGUAGUCUGCUGAGCUCUAUAGGAGAUUUCCUAGAAAACGGCAUCGAUGACAACACACGGAGCCUGUACGAUGUUGAAAAUGCAGAUUACGGAACAGAAGAUGAAAAUGACAGUGAUGAUGAAAGCGAUAACAUUGAAGAUAGAAAAAAUAUGAAAAAGAUAGUUGAAAUGAAACAAAAUGUUCAAGGCAUCCUGCGCAACUUUAAGAAUUUAUUCAAUGAGGCUAGAGAAAGAGCAUCCAAAGCACUUGGAUUUGCCAAACUAUUGAGAAAGGACCUAGAGAUUGCUGCAGAUUUCAACAUUACUGUGGCAACUGCAGAACUCUUUGCCAGACUGAUAGAAACUCACCAUGUCCAGGUAAAAGUCCAGUUAAGUGCAGGCUAUAUGAUGUUCAUCCCUGAAAACAUCGUCUCCAACAAGCAGUUGAUCCUGCAGCUGCUGAACGUGACUUCUGGCCGUGAAGAUCCAGCUGACCUGACUACCAAAGUGGAUGGGUAUUUGUUGAUGAUCAGAUGUGACAGUGUGAUGGACACACACAGAGUUCAGCCCAAGUGGAGUGGCAGGGUUAUCAAUGUUGAACCGACCGCAGAGACUGCCAUUGCUCUCUCACAUAUAGAGGUAAUGAGCCUUCUGUUUGUAGUGACCCACUCUGGAAUCCUGGCACAGCAGAGAAAGUACUUUGAGGCUCUUAUGGGUAGAAAGGUCAGACUAGUCAACGAACAAACAUCUUGCCAUCAGUCUAUAGCAGAGUCACUGUCAGAGCUCAAGACUAAUGCAGUUGAUUUAAUGGUCAAAAUAUCGCAGGCUAUACAACAAGUGAAUGAAAAACUCAAUUUGAACAAUAUCAUACUUAACGAAGACAGCAUUUUAAAGCUUUACAGGGAGACCAUGUUGAAAAUUUAUGAUUUUGGUUUUGAGUAUCAGAGAGAGCUGAUGCGACUUGUAUCAAGGGACCAAAGAGAAAAGAUGUGCCACAUGACAGUGUCCUUUGCCAAGAAUUGGAUGAGCUUUGUCAUUGAUAAGUGUGAGCGAGGCAGGGGAACGCGUCCAAGGUGGGCGACCCAGGGCUUAGAAUUUAUCACCAUUGCCUGUGAGCCAAAGAAUAUUGUCUACCUGACAGAUGAAGAAUUCCAG